CAAGGGCGGAGCUGGUUGCAGGAGGGGGAACCACCGACAGCAGUACUGCAAGAGACGGAGGACUUGUUGCAGACGGCUCCGGACAAUCGGAGCAAAGCUGCGUGGAAGCUCGUGGCCGCAGAGGCACACCUUCGUGUCGGCGAUGCAGUAGAGGCCAUUCAGAGUGCCUCGCAGGCUAUGGUUCUUUUCGAGCAACUGAAGCUUCGCGAGGAGCAGAUGGCGGCCUCAGCAGCCCUCAUCGAUGCCUUGGUUCUGAAGCAGGAUGGUGCUGCCGCUGCUGAUGCAGCAGAAUCGGCGGCAGCCGCUUGUCGUGAGGCCGACGACGUGGCCGGCGAGGCCGCAAUGCUGCUCCGAAAGUCCGAGGCAUUGUUAGCCGCCAUGCAGGAUCCGUACACAGCGGCAGAAGCAGCCAUCUCUGCGUGCCUUCUCUUCCGAAGAGCCGGCGAUGCUCGCGGGGAUGCUUCAGCCUUGGAGGCAGCUGCCCGUGCCCACCUCCUCUAUGACCCUGAGCAGGCUAUCAAGGCAGCAAAGGAGGCCUUGGCCAUCGCUUCAGCGGCUGGCGACAUCAGCGCCCUGCCGCGCAUCGAGCGGAGCAUGAUCGCUGCUAAGGCUCAGGUCGCCACGGCGCAGCAGGCCGAACAGGCCAAGGCCUUGAGCUGUCGGGGCCAGGCAGCGCCGGCCUACAAGUGGCCCAAGGUGCUGCAGCUGCGAGCGCCUGCUGCUCCGGAUGUGUUUGCCAUGCAGGAGCGGCCUCGUGCAGAGGGCGGCUCGCAACUUGCGGUACGUGGUGCCUCUGGACCUGCCGGAGCGGCCAAGAUCGACACGAAGCCCGCCGUGAACUUCACGCGGAAGCCGUUCAAGUGGAACCCUGGCUACCACAAGACGGACGAGGCGUGGUACCGCCAGGAGCUGACGUAUCUGCCACCCGCCUCUGGAGAGUGA
Molecule: messenger RNA, 942 nt
Organism: Symbiodinium sp. CCMP2456
Lineage: Eukaryota; Dinophyceae; Suessiales; Symbiodiniaceae
Source: the annotation of a GenBank genome assembly